AAUUUUUUUGAAACCAAAAGCGGUGAUCAAUCGAUGGAAAUCGAGGGUAAUCCGCUUGGAAAUUCAAUUGAUGCAUGGAGACAUUGCAUCCGUGGGGAGAAUCAGUUUUUUAAAGAUCCUGAUGAUUUUAGGCAUAUGCUGAAAAACUAUUCUAUUGCUAAUAAUCGAUCAUUUAAGUACAUGAAAAAUGAUCAACAAAAGAUCAUAGCAGUAUGCAUUCACGAAAACUGCAAAUGGAGGGUUUAUGCAUCAUUGUACAAGUCAGAUAAGUUAUUUAGCAUUCGCAAGUGCAAUCUUGAGCACACUUGUGGUGAUGCUACUCUUCGUACAAGGGGUCAUCCUAAAGCCGAUGCUACAUGGAUUGCCCAAAUUAUGAAACGAAAAUUGAGAACGCAGCCAGCUUACACACCAUGUGGUAUGUUAGAAGAUAUCCGAGACGAUUAUGGUCUGGAGCUUCAGUACUACACAGCAUGGAGGGGUAAAGAAAAAGCAAUGCGUGAUAUCCAUGGUGAUGAGACGACAUGUUAUGAUAAACUGAGACGCUAUUGUCGUGCAUUAAAAAUGCAUAACCCUGGAGGGUUCAAGAAAGUGGGGAAACGAGGACGUGACGGGGAGGGCACCUCACAAGGCGAAUGCACUUCAAAGAGCAAAGGGAAGGGCAAGAAAACCGAUAAAAAUCCAACAACCCGACGAUGGUCCCGACGCUUAAAAACAGGUGUUUUCUAUCCUUAA
Molecule: messenger RNA, 732 nt
Organism: Erythranthe guttata (spotted monkey flower)
Lineage: Eukaryota; Viridiplantae; Streptophyta; Magnoliopsida; Lamiales; Phrymaceae
Source: RefSeq, a predicted model, not a curated record